Molecule: messenger RNA, 3789 nt
Organism: Manacus vitellinus (golden-collared manakin)
Lineage: Eukaryota; Metazoa; Chordata; Aves; Passeriformes; Pipridae
Gene: COPA
Product: coatomer protein complex subunit alpha
Exons: 27
Biological process (GO): intracellular protein transport; endoplasmic reticulum to Golgi vesicle-mediated transport; retrograde vesicle-mediated transport, Golgi to endoplasmic reticulum
Cellular component (GO): COPI vesicle coat
Molecular function (GO): protein binding; structural molecule activity
Source: RefSeq, a predicted model, not a curated record
AGUGUCCUGACAGGGCACAACCACUACGUGAUGUGUGCCCAGUUCCACCCCUCGGAGGACCUGGUGGUGUCUGCCAGCCUGGACCAGACCGUGAGGGUUUGGGAUAUCUCUGGCCUGAGGAAGAAGAACCUGUCCCCUGGAGCCGUGGAGUCGGAUGUCAGGGGGAUCACGGGCGUGGAUUUGUUCGGGACGACGGACGCAGUGGUGAAGCACGUCCUGGAGGUACAGCCCCAGCCUGGGUGGGCAGCACAGCCCCUGCAGAUGCCUGGGCUGAGCUGUGCUGGUGGCUGGAGACAGCUCAGGAGGGUCUGGGAGUGAUUUUUCCUCCUCCUUUCCCCCCUCUGGUCAGAGUCCAAGGCCUGGGAGGUGGACACGUGCCGGGGCCACUACAACAACGUGUCGUGCGCCGUGUUCCACCCGCGGCAGGAGCUGAUCCUCAGCAACUCCGAGGACAAGAGCAUCCGGGUCUGGGACAUGUCCAAGCGGACCGGCGUCCAGACCUUCCGGCGCGACCACGAUCGCUUCUGGGUGCUGGCCGCCCAUCCCAACCUCAACCUCUUUGCCGCAGGCCACGACGGGGGCAUGAUCGUGUUCAAGCUGGAGCGGGAGCGCCCCGCCUACGCCGUGCAUGGGAACAUGCUCUACUACGUCAAGGACCGCUUCCUCCGCCAGCUGGACUUCAACAGCUCCAAGGACGUGGCUGUCAUGCAGCUCAGAAGUGGCUCCAAGUUCCCCGUGUUCAACAUGUCCUACAACCCUGCUGAGAACGCCGUCCUGCUGUGCACUAGAGCCAGCAACCUGGAGAACAGCACUUACGACCUCUACACCAUUCCCAAGGAUGCUGACUCCCAAAAUCCGGAUGGUGGGUGUUCCCUGGGGGCAGGAGAUUUCCUGAUCCUCAUCAAAAACCUGAAGAACGAGAUCACAAAGAAGGUGCAGGUGCCCAACUGUGAUGAGAUUUUCUACGCUGGCACCGGGAACCUUCUGCUGCGCGACACCGACUCCAUCACCCUCUUCGACGUGCAGCAGAAACGGACUCUGGCCUCGGUGAAGAUCUCCAAGGUGAAGUACGUGAUCUGGUCGGCCGACAUGUCCCACGUGGCCCUGCUGGCCAAGCACGCCAUCAUGAUCUGCAACAGGAAACUGGAGUCUCUCUGUAACAUCCACGAGAACAUCCGUGUCAAGAGCGGGGCCUGGGACGAGAGUGGGGUCUUCAUCUACACCACGAGCAACCACAUCAAAUACGCCGUGACCACGGGGGACCACGGGAUCAUCCGCACCCUGGACCUGCCCAUCUACGUGACGAGGGUGAAGGGGAACAACGUGUACUGCCUGGACAGGGAGUGCCGGCCCCGCGUCCUCACCAUCGACCCCACCGAGUUCAGGUUCAAGCUGGCACUGAUCAACAGGAAGUACGAUGAGGUGCUGCACAUGGUGAGGAAUGCCAAGCUGGUGGGCCAGUCCAUCAUUGCCUACCUGCAGAAGAAGGGCUACCCAGAGGUGGCCCUGCACUUUGUCAAGGACGAGAAGACCCGUUUCAGCCUGGCCCUGGAGUGUGGCAACAUCGAGAUUGCUCUGGAAGCAGCCAAAGCUCUGGAUGACAAGAACUGCUGGGAGAAGCUGGGAGAGGUGGCCUUGCUGCAGGGCAACCACCAGAUCGUGGAGAUGUGCUACCAGCGCACCAAGAACUUCGACAGGCUCUCCUUCCUCUACCUCAUCACGGGCAACCUGGAGAAGCUGAGGAAGAUGAUGAAGAUUGCCGAGAUCCGUAAGGACAUGAGUGGGCACUACCAGAACGCCUUGUACCUGGGGGACGUGGCAGAGAGAGUGAGGAUCCUGAAGAACUGUGGGCAGAAGUCCCUGGCCUAUCUCACAGCUGCCACUCACGGUCUGGAUGAGGAAGCUGAAAGCCUGAAGGAAACCUUUGAUCCUGAGAAGGAGACGAUCCCGGACAUCGAUCCCAACGCGAAGCUGCUGCAGCCUCCUGCUCCUGUCAUGCCUUUGGACACCAACUGGCCACUGCUGACUGUCUCCAAGGGCUUCUUUGAGGGGACAAUUGCCAGCAAAGGCAAAGGAGGUGCUUUGGCCGCCGACAUCGACAUCGACACCGUGGGCACCGAGGGCUGGGGAGAAGAUGCAGAGCUGCAGCUGGAUGAAGAUGGUUUUGUGGAUGCUGGAGAGGGCUUUGGAGAGGAAGGUCUGGGGAAAGGGCAGGAAGAAGGAGGUGGAUGGGAAGUGGAAGAAGAUUUGGAUCUUCCCCCUGAACUGGAUGUUCCCUCUGGUCCAGCAGGAGCAGCAGAGGAUGGAUUCUUUGUGCCUCCCACCAAGGGCACCAGCCCAGCCCAGGUGUGGUGCAACAAUUCCCAGCUGCCUGUUGACCACAUCCUGGCAGGCUCCUUUGAGACAGCCAUGAGACUGCUCCAUGACCAGGUGGGAGUGACCAACUUUGGGCCCUACAAGCAGCUGUUCCUGCAGACCUUUGCCCGGGGCCGGACGACCUACCAGGCGCUGCCCAGCCUGCCGGCCAUGUACGGGUUCCCACACCGCAACUGGAAAGAAGCCGGCCUGAAAAACGCCCUCCCCGCCGUGGGGCUGAAGCUCAACGACCUGAUCCAGCGGCUGCAGCUCUGCUACCAGCUCACCACCGCCGGCAAGUUCGAGGAGGCCGUGGAGAAGUUCCGCUCCAUCCUGCUCAGCGUCCCCUUGCUGGUGGUGGACAACAAGCAGGAGAUCGCCGAGGCCCAGCAGCUCAUCGCCAUUUGCCGGGAAUACAUCGUGGGGCUCUCCAUGGAGAUCGAGCGGAAGAAGCUGCCCAAGGAGACCCUGGAGCAGCAGAAGCGGAUUUGUGAGAUGGCUGCCUACUUCACCCACUCCAACCUGCAGCCCGUGCACAUGAUCCUGGUGCUCCGAACCGCCCUCAACCUCUUCUUCAAGCUCAAGAACUUCAAGACCGCGGCGACUUUCGCCCGGAGGCUGCUGGAGCUGGGCCCCAAGCCCGAGGUGGCCCAGCAGACGCGCAAGAUCCUGUCGGCGUGUGAGAAGAGCCCCACGGACACCCACCAGCUCAACUAUGACAUGCACAACCCCUUCGACAUCUGCGCCGCCUCCUACAGACCCAUCUACCGCGGCAAGCCCGUGGAGAAGUGUCCUCUCAGCGGGGCCUGCUACUGCCCUGAGUUCCACGGGCAGAUCUGCCGCGUCACCACGGUGACGGAGAUCGGCAAGGACGUCAUCGGGCUGCGCAUCAGCCCUCUGCAGUUCCGUUAGGAAUUCCUGCCUGGGAGGGCAACUUCCACUCCCCCAUCCCCACCUGGAGCCUCAUCUCUCCCCCAUAGCUUUGCCUGUGCUGUCCCACUUGAUCCCCCCCCAGGAAUGCUGUAGUGAGACUCUGCUUCCAAGUAGUAGCAGCUUUGCCUUGUUUCCAGACCGGCUGAUGUGACGUUUUUCUGGACUGUUGUCCUGUGGCAAAUCUUUUCCAGAGGGGAAAGGGCGGCUCUGCCGAGCCCUGGUUACCACAGAGCACGUUGGAAACUGCUCCAGAGGCAGCAGCUGCCUCUGACACCCUUUAGGUCCUGAAAGAAUUGCUUGGAAGAGCCAGGAAUGGCUCUGGGAAUGUGGCACUGUCGGGAACCGGGAGGGUGCAAAGCCCAUCCCAACUCCAGGGCAGUUCUCCCCCCUUGGAAAUGGCAUUGGCUCAACAUUUGUGGUCGUGGUGACUCUUUGUUUUGUUGCCCUGGUAACAUUUCUCAAACUAAUCAGCUUCACUCAUGAAUAAAGUAAUUAAACCAC